Trypanosoma theileri is the source of this 1101-nucleotide messenger RNA. Its product is annotated as UV excision repair RAD23-like protein. Gene Ontology annotation, cellular component: nucleoplasm; cytosol. The transcript has a single exon. Bases 1 to 1101 code for a protein of 366 amino acids. Gene Ontology annotation, biological process: proteasome-mediated ubiquitin-dependent protein catabolic process; nucleotide-excision repair. Gene Ontology annotation, molecular function: proteasome binding; damaged DNA binding; polyubiquitin modification-dependent protein binding. The record is from RefSeq and is a predicted model, not a curated record. Lineage: Eukaryota; Euglenozoa; Kinetoplastea; Trypanosomatida; Trypanosomatidae.
AUGAAGGUUAUUCUUAAGACCCUUGGAGGAAAGGAGCAUAUUCAAGAGGUUUCUCCUCAAACAAAAGUGGAGGAAAUUAAACAGACACUGAGUGCUGAAUAUGUUACGGAAGGGCUGCGCUUAUGUUGUAAUGGUGCCGUUAUAGAUAAUGCAAAAACAGUAGAGGAGUUGGGUCUCCAAGAAAAUGCCGUUAUUAUUAUUGCGGGAAAAAAACGUAAGGUUCAAGAGUCUGAGAAGGCACCGAACAGUGUAAAUUCCCAACCAACUGAAAAAGCGUCAUCUGCAAAAUCGGAAGAAACAAAUGAGGGGAAACCAACAGGGGAGCAACAAAAGACUGAGACUUCUUCUAACACAGUAGCACCUGUUACUAACACUGCCACUACCACUGCUGCCCCUGCCACAACAGGUGAAGCACAGGGAACAACAACAACAACAUCAUCAUCAUUCCCUGCUUCUUUUCAUGGAACUGACACACGUGGAAUUGAUCCUGCCCUAAUUGACAGCAUUGUUGCGAUGGGAUUUGAAGAUCGGGGGCAAGUGGCUUUGGCACUUCGAACUGCGUACAUGAAUCCUGAUCGUGCAGUGGAAUUUCUUUGCACAGGAAUUCCAUCCCGUGCCAUUGAACAGAUAGCUGAAGAAAUGAAUGUUCCAACCACUCAACCUGGGCAUUCUGCAGAGUUACCUAAUCGGAGAGCUCCACUAGGUGGUCAACCCCAAGGUAACUCAAAUCUUCGACAGGCACUAAUGAAUAUUCCUGAUUUUGAAGAAAUACGUGCUUUGGUUCAAACUAAUCCACAGGCUCUUGCAGCAGUUCUUCAGCAGCUCCAGUUACAUUACCCAGAAAUUAUUGAAUUAAUACAGCAGAGCCCUGAUGAGUUUGGGGCGAUUAUGAUGGGGGGCGGUCCUCAAGGCGCAGGUGGCGUUCUUCCUUCCGCAGGUCCCCCACUUGGGGAAGAAGAACAAGCCGCAGUUCAGCGACUUGUCUCGCUUGGCGGUGGUACGUGGACUGAACAUGAUGCGAUUGUAGCUUACCGCGCCUGCGAGCAAAAUGAGGAAGCCGCAGCCCAAUUACUUCUUGACAGUUUUUCUGGAAACAACUAA